CAAGCAGUUUGAAAGCCCCUGAAAGUCCUAAAGUCAUCAGCGGGGACAUGGUUUGCAGCAUGUAUUUUUUUUGAUGCAAUGGUCAGUCAGAUUUGCUUCAGAGACAGAUUAUUCCCAGAUUAGACACCAAUGUCCUCUGUCCUUGACUGAAAAUCCUCUUUCACCGUGGACUGGGAUCUGAGAAACCAGCCCUGCAAAUAUCAGCAGAUUAAACGUUUCAUGUCACAGUGACAGCUACGGGAAAAUCCUGCUAAUUUAGUCGUUUAAAAGCACAGAUGGUACGAAUUUGAAUACUAAUGAAACCAAACAUGAGAAGGUGAGCGGGGAUUGGUCAACGAUCCGCUUAAUACCCGCCUUCUGCAUUCAACAGCCAAUCACAGCUCAGUCUGAGCAGCAGCGCAACAUAAGAAAACCACAUUUUUGUUGUGUUCAGACAUGCAUGUGUGCUUGUUGAUAGUAAAGAGUUGACCUUUGACCUGGUUUACAGUCUCUUUCUGUUCUUAAAGCUUUUCACUGCUUGGGGCCUGUGUUAUACAUCCACGCUGAGACCAGCUGCAAUAACUCUGCAAACAGCCUCUGUUUACUCACUUGGUUUAUUUUGUAAUCUAAUGAUCUUAAGUGUUCUUAAAUGCCUGAAUGCAUGUAUAUUUUUGCCCAAACUUUUUGUCGUCCUUACUGUCUUCUUCCUCACGUUGCCUGUUUCUUUUGCCCUGUGUGAGGUCAUUACUAAUUUAUUCCUUCCUUUUGUGGUGUCUCCAACAAGAGCUGAAAGCUGAAUGUAGUACAGAGCCGCAUCUUAAAAUAGCCGACCUCUCUUCUUCUCUCUCCUCACUUCAGUUCACUCAAGCAUGACUGGUGUAGUUUUAAAGAAAGCGGCUUCAGGUCUAUAGAGAGAGAGAGAGAGAAAGAGGCCAUACAUCGAGAACGAGAAAGACAGAAGUGAAGAAUGAAAGACGACCGGUUCUCAACCCAGUGAAUUGUGGGUAUCUGUCAGCGUUGCUUCAUCGCUGAAGUACACACUCCUCACAACACACACAAUAUCAGCCUGAUGGCCUUGAGCGGCAGUGCAAACACUGUCUGUCCUGUUUGAUUUGAGUCUAUUGUAUUUGUGUUUAGGUGUGUGUGAAUCUUUUUGUACACAUGCUCAGCCUUUCAGCUACAAAGAGCUCUUUGUGUGGCCGGCCUCUGCACUGAGCUGAGCUGUGAUUGGCUGAGAGCUCCAAGCUUACAGGCGAUUGGUUAGGCAGCUUUUACAGGAAUCAAAUGGGGUUUGAUUCUGAUUUAAAACCAGUAUGAGGUGCAAAUACACACACACCUGCACACACUGGCUUUAACAUCUCCACAAUGUCCAUCGCUGUGAGUAUAAACCAGCUAACCGUCAUUCUUCUGUCUGUGCACCUCAUUCCAACCAAUCCGGUGGCGGAGCAAAUGUCACUUGGUAAAAGCAGAAAGCGUGUGAAUCCGGUCCUCCACACGGAUGCUCCCGCUCCAGAUCCCAUCCGAGACUCUCACCGGUACUGCAAUUACCCCAACCUCACCGAGCACGGCUGGGAGGGUCACAGUCCGGCUGACUACAGGCUGCUGUCGGUACACGUGAUGAUCCGACAUGGAGACCGUUUCCCUCUGUACUCCAUCCCCAAAACCAAGAAGCCUGCCAUUGACUGCGUCCUAUCAGACAAGAGAAAGCCCUCUCACCCCCUCUUGGGCUCCUUCAUUAGUCACAUGGCUCUCGGUGGGCGUGGUCACUGGGACGCAUCACUGGGAUAUCUGCCCCGAUUACCCAAUCACAGCACCUGUGAAAUGGGAGAGCUUACACAGACAGGAGUCGUGCAGCACUUGAAAAACGGCGAUCAUCUUCGCCAGGCCUACAUCAAGCGUCACAAUCUGCUCACUGCUGAUUGGUCGCCGCGGCAGUUGUGGGUGGAGACUACAGGUAAAAGCCGCACCCUACAGAGUGGAUUGGCCUUCCUCUUUGGCUUCCUGCCACGUUUCGAUUGGUCACGGGUGACGGUAAGACAGCAGUGGAGUACGCUGUUCUGCGGUUCCUCGUGCGACUGUCCCGCGCGGAACCGGUUCCUGGAGCAGGAGCAGCGCAGGCAGUAUCGGCAGAGGACUGCAGACACCGAACUGGAGCGCACAUAUGUCACAAUGGCGAAGACGCUGGGAGUGGCCACAAAAAUUCUGAGGGCGGCCAAUCCGGUGGAUGCAUUGUUGUGUCACUUUUGUCAUGGUCUUGCUUUCCCAUGCACUAACACACGGACUACAUCAAACGUUCCGGAUGAGGGGGCGUGUCUUACACUGCAGCACUUUGCUGUGAUUCGACGGCAGCAGAAAGAUGAUGAACUGGAGCGGCGGGAGGCGGGGCUUUAUCGCCGAUAUGCUGUGCUCGCGGCACAUCCGUACCUAAACCGCACCGCAACGCGGAUGGAGAGGAUCGCCAGAGCAAGCCAAACACGCCGAGGAACGGAAGAGGUGGUCUUCGCUUUAGCAUCUGCUCACGACGUAACAAUGGCACCGCUGCUAGGCGCACUUGGUCUGGAAAGGGCCGGAUUUCCAAAGUUUGCAGCGCGGCUGGUGUUUGAGCUGUGGAACGGACCAGAAGCGAAAGACGGUGAUAGAAAACGAGGACAGUGGUUGAAGAACAUGUUCAUCCGUGUUCUCUAUAACGGAGAGGACUUGACCUUUGACACAUCCUUCUGCCGUGAACACAAUCGACACUCUGCUCAGCCGCUCUGCCCUCUGGGUAAUUUCAUGUCGUUUGUGAGAAAUGAUAUGUUUAAUAUUGUCAACGCGACGAGUUACAAGCAGGCCUGCCACCAAACUGUCCUGUAAUAUGUGAACGUGAAUGAGCGAACGGCAAGGAAAGAUGAGGAAGAGGUAUGAUAAAUAUUCUGUCAUCCUUCAAGUCCUUCCAAAACUAUACGACUUUUAGUGGAAUGCAAAUGACGCUUUUGAUAAAUAUUCAAUGAAUGCAAAACUUUCAAGCUCAAAAAGCAAAUAAGUUCCCUAAAAGUCCGUAUGACUUCUGCACUAUAUUCUAAUGAGUUCGCAGGUGCUUGUUACUGAAUGCACUCGUUGUGCAGAUCAUUGUGUCCUGAAGAAGAACUAAAAUCGAAUUUGGAGUAACAUGAAGGUUAAAAAAAACCACAUAAUUUUCAGUUUUUGGCGAACUGUUCCUUUAAGAGGACUACUAAUGUUCUUGAUGUAGUGUUAUGUUUGCGGACCAAACAACUGUCCCUGCACAACAUUGGUUUUGGUGCAUUUUACUAAUCUCGCUGACUAAAUUUGAAGCAUGAAGCAUUUUAAGCUGUAGACUGUGACUGAGUAUGAAAAUCUGAUUUAUGAUUCAAGAGCUCCUGAAUCCAGACAAACACAAAACAAUCAGGUGUUGAAACACGACUUGCCUUUAUUUUGAGUCAAUGAUCUAGGACCGCUGCACAGUCAUUAUGACAAUCCCAGUGGUUUUACUAAAUAUAAAAAAAAUGUUUUUAGACCACAUUUCUGAAACACUUUUAGGGCACUUGGCCACUUUAUUGCAGAGUUCCUGCAGUGAUCAGGAAUCUGAUGUUAUUUCAGUUUCACAUCUCCUCGAUGAGUUCUCACUUGAAUAGUAUUAGCAGAAUUACUUGUUUUUAACACAAUCAUGUUGUCCUGACUCAUUUCUCACACAUUUUGUGUUCUUAAAAUUUCUUUGAGUGCUUUCCCUUUGUUUACACAUAAUGUAGACGUAAAACAAAGGAGUGGUAGUAAUUCUGAGUACUGUAAAACUGAUUCAGUCAACUUUUGUAUCAUGAAUGAUGUUGUGAUCAGUCUGUACUGCCACUUUCCAACCCUUAAAACACAUUUUUUAAAUAAAAAAAAUCAUUUCUUUCUA
This is a messenger RNA of Carassius auratus (goldfish), 3874 nucleotides long. RefSeq names its product 2-phosphoxylose phosphatase 1-like. Gene Ontology annotation, cellular component: Golgi apparatus. Gene Ontology annotation, molecular function: phosphatase activity. The record is from RefSeq and is a predicted model, not a curated record. The transcript is spliced from 5 exons. The coding region runs from base 1345 to 2832 and encodes 495 amino acids. Gene Ontology annotation, biological process: chondroitin sulfate proteoglycan biosynthetic process; glycosaminoglycan biosynthetic process; dephosphorylation. Lineage: Eukaryota; Metazoa; Chordata; Actinopteri; Cypriniformes; Cyprinidae.